Molecule: messenger RNA, 1626 nt
Organism: Salarias fasciatus (jewelled blenny)
Lineage: Eukaryota; Metazoa; Chordata; Actinopteri; Blenniiformes; Blenniidae
Product: anti-sigma-I factor RsgI2-like
Exons: 5
Coding region: 97-1467 (456 amino acids)
Source: RefSeq, a predicted model, not a curated record
ACAAAACGAGGUUGAGGAAAACACGGACUGACACAGAGCGAGAGGAGGAAGAGGAGUCGGGACACCGAGAGCAGACAGCGGAGGAGCAAGACGAAGAUGAAGAUGAAGAUGAAGGUGGUCGCUGUGGCCGUGGUCGUGAGCGCGCUGCUCGUCACCGAUGUACAGUCGACCCGACCCACGGAAUGGACACCCACAGGUCAGCCCGGCCUGGACUUAACAGGGAAGAUGUUCACGUUCUCCCAGAAUGGGGGAGGGGUUCGCUUCUACCCGGGUUCCCAGACUCCCCCCUGGGCCACCACCUCCCGUCCCUGGACCUCCACCUACCAUCCCUGGGCCCCCACCACCCGUCCCUGGGCCACCACCACCCGUCCCUGGGCCACCACCACCCGUCCCUGGGCCCCCACCACCCGUCCCUGGGCCACCACCACCCGUCCCUGGGCCACCACCACCCGUCCCUGGGCCACCACCACCCGUCCCUGGGCCCCCACCACCCGUCCCUGGGCCACGACCUCCCGUCCCUGGACCUCCACCUACCAUCCCUGGGCCCCCACCACCCGUCCCUGGGCCACCACCACCCGUCCCUGGGCCACCACCACCCGUCCCUGGGCCCCCACCACCCGUCCCUGGGCCACCACCACCCGUCCCUGGGCCACCACCACCCGUCCCUGGGCCCCCACCACCCGUCCCUGGGCCACCACCACCCGUCCCUGGGCCCCCACCACCCGUCCCUGGGCCCCCACCACCCGUCCCUGGGCCACCACCACCCGUCCCUGGGCCACCACCACCCGUCCCUGGGGCCCCACCACCUAUCCUCAGACAACAGAGACACCGGUCAGAGGUGUCUCGGUGUGUGUGAGAUACAUGGCCGAUUCUUCAGACUUCGUGAAUCUCUUCACACUUGAUAAGUACAAGUACAGUAGAAGUCUGAAGCUGACACAAAAUAGAGGCUCAGUUUAUACGCUCAAUAACUAUUACUUCGAGAUGACCAUGACAACUAAAUUCCAGCUGUGGCCCAACUAUCAGCAGAACAUGUGGACGAGCGUCUGCCUCACAUUGGACGGCAGCAACAACGUAGCCCAGCUGUUCAGGGACUCCAGCAUGAGUGUCAGAAUGGUGAUGCCGUCUCGGCUUGAGUGGUCAGGUGAUCCUUUGAUUGAGUUUCCAGGUUUCAGCGGUCAGAUGACAGAUCUUCAGGUCUGGGAUUAUCCUCUCGGCUACAAGGAAAUCUACAACUACAUGAGGAGAGGUGCCUUCAGGCCUUCCCGUGGCUCCCUCCUCACCUGGUCCAACAUCAACUUCUCCAACGGAGGGAACUCUCUGCUGGAGGACGAAUACGACGUUCUGGCUCAGCAGCCAAUGAGAGGAGGAGGAGGAGGAGAAAAAAGAGGAGGAAGAGGAGGCCGCCUGAGGAAGAGGAAGUUCAGUGCAGAGGAGAGUCAGGAGAUGAAGGGACGGCUGAUGAUCUGAAAACACGGCCGGAGAAUGUCUGAAAAGUACAAAUCAAAUCUGUUCUGUCAGUGAUUAUCUGGUGAUCGAUAAUGAUUUUUUUCUUUAAUGAAUGUCUGAAAUGUACAUCUUGAUCCUGGACUAAUAGCUGAGAAAAAAAAUAAAUUUCCCUUUUCUUUG